This is a messenger RNA of Orbicella faveolata, 1847 nucleotides long. RefSeq names its product 5'-nucleotidase domain-containing protein 1-like. Gene Ontology annotation, molecular function: 5'-nucleotidase activity. Lineage: Eukaryota; Metazoa; Cnidaria; Anthozoa; Scleractinia; Merulinidae. The record is from RefSeq and is a predicted model, not a curated record.
AGCCUAGCCAAUCAGAGAACCGCAUUCGGGGUAGGAUGCUAGUAGAUUUAUACUAAAUUCUCUUAGAACUUACAUGUAAUCUGGUUGCAGCCUGCGAUCAAACAAUGGACUAUUGUUCUUAGCAUUUGGAGGUAAAGCAAGAAAGUCUUUAGGUGAUCGAGCAUUUGCAGUGACAGCACUGAGGAUAUGAAACAGACUGCCAUUAGAAGUUACAGUAGAAUUGAACUGAAUAUACAUGCUAAUCAGUUUAAGCAGUUUUUAAAGACGUAUUGAUAUCAGGUUAGCUUCUUUAUUGAAUUUUCAUCUAUUUUUUGUAAUUUUUAGCAACCAUUGUCAAUUAGCAACUUUUAGGAUUAAUUAGUUUUAGUUUUUAUGAUGUAAAGAGCACUUGAUCAUUUCAUGGAAAGUUGUGCUAAAUAAUAAUAAUAAUAAUUAUUAUUAUUAUAAAUAUUAUUAUUAUUAUCAUCAUUAUUAUUGUUAAAUAUGAUUAAACAUAGUUACGUGAUUACGAGGAGCAUUGAAGAGGUGUUUUGUUCGUGUUUGUUAGCAUUCAUAGGCAUUUGUAAGUGUUAUAACAUUUUGUUGGUGCCAGUGGUUAGCGUUUAAAGCGUCCUUCAGUGGUUGGGGCUUCCAGGUGUGUCUUGGUAUGUAUUCUGUGGUUAGUGGCCCUUUUUGGGUCCAUUCCACCACUGAAUGGUCAGCAGUCUCAGUUGCUGGGUUCCCAGUCUUAGCAACAGUCAGCGUUCUUCUCUGCGGCUCAUUGACAGGCUGCUUGCAUCACAUCAUGCUCAAAUUACAGUUUACCUCAUAUGUUGCAUUGUACCCGGCAGGUGUUUUUACACUUUCUUUGCGUUUUUUCCCCUCCCAACCCUCCUUUUUGUUAGUAGUUACAGGUUAUUAUUUUACUUUUCCGCUGAAAUUCUUGUUUCAGUGUGACUGGUGCUUGGGUUCUCUCCAGUUGUGGGGGGCUCGUGGCUGGGUUGCAGGCAGUGUCUGCCCUGUAGGUGGUCUUACAUCACAGGGCUGGGGUUACAGGGCAUGUGUUGGGUGUGUUUUCUCGGGGCACCUAACCUCCAGUUGCGACAAAUGUUGUUAAUUAUUAUCAUAUUUUCAAUAGAGUCUCACCAGUAUAAAAUUUAAUAUCUUAUUUCAGAGCAUCUCAUGGCACAAAACAGAUGUCAAAGGAGGAAAUUACAGCUUGUUAUGGAGAAAAACACAUAUGGACAGAUUUUAACAGCCUGGAAAAAAAUCCCAUUCAGCACUCUUCCGUUUUCAGAGUUUUUGAGAAUUACUUUGACCUUCCAUUGGUGGUUAUCUGUGCACGUAUUGUGGACCUAAUAGAUAAAAAGAGUGGAAAGCCAGAGGAAUAUAACUUUUGGCCUGAUAUAAUUUUAACACUAAGACAAAUCUUUAAUCCAUCUUCCUUUGGUGCCCAACAGGGAUAUUACUUUUCCAAUGUGGUAAAAAAUACAUCCAAGUUUGUAAAACCAUGUAGCAAGAAAAUCAUUGAGUGGAUAAAAUCUUUAAAAGGAGGAAAACAGAAAGUGUUUCUUCUCACCAAUUCAUUUAUUGACUACACAAAUCUUCUCAUGAAUUAUGCAGUCGGAAAAGACUGGUCAGGAAUGUUUGAUAUUAUUAUGUGCAUGGCUGGAAAACCAGGUUUGUAAAUAAGAGCUAAUAAUCUCUUCUGACUGGUUAAUUGAGGUUGAUACAUUUUCUGGAUCUGCCUGUGAUGUAUGAAACUGAGUUUAUUUGCAGGGUAUCAGGAAGAUGAUUUAAUUACAGUCGAACCUCCCGUAAGCGACCACCCAAAAUGUCAAGCCUUGGUGGUCGUCCAAGGGGGGUGG